GGAGGCUCUCCGCUGAGGAAAUUCAAGCUGGUGUUUCUGGGGGAGCAGAGCGUUGGAAAGACAUCCUUGAUCACCAGAUUCAUGUAUGACAGCUUUGACAACACCUAUCAGGCAACAAUUGGCAUUGACUUUUUAUCAAAAACAAUGUACUUGGAGGAUCGAACAAUCAGGCUGCAGCUGUGGGAUACUGCGGGUCAGGAACGGUUCCGUAGCCUCAUUCCCAGUUACAUCCGUGAUUCUGCUGCAGCUGUAGUAGUUUACGAUAUCACAAAUGUUAACUCAUUCCAGCAAACCACAAAAUGGAUUGAUGAUGUCAGAACAGAAAGAGGAAGUGAUGUUAUCAUCAUGCUAGUAGGAAAUAAAACAGAUCUUGCUGACAAGAGGCAAGUGUCAAUUGAAGAGGGAGAGAGGAAAGCCAAAGAGCUGAAUGUUAUGUUUAUUGAAACUAGUGCAAAAGCAGGAUAUAAUGUAAAGCAGCUCUUUCGACGUGUAGCAGCAGCUUUGCCUGGAAUGGAAAGCACACAGGACAGAAGCAGAGAGGACAUGAUUGACAUAAAACUGGAAAAGCCUCAAGAGCAACCAGUCAGUGAAGGAGGCUGUUCCUGCUAAUGCCCCGUGGCAUCUUCAACCCUUCUUCAGAAGCUCACUGCUUUGGCCCCCUUACUCUUUCAUUGACUGCAGUGUGAAUAUUGGCUUGAACCUUUUCCCUUCAGUAAUAACAUAUUGCAAUUCAUCAUUGCUGCCUGUCUCGUGGAGAUGAUCUAUUAGCUUCACAAGCACAAAAAAAGUCAGUGUCUUCAUUAUUUAUAUUUUACAAAAAGCCAAAAGAUUCCAGCAUAUUCCAGUGAUAACUUUAAAUAUUAGACACAUUUUCUUAACAUUUUUUCCUUUUUUAAUGUUAUAAUAAUGUACUUCAAAAUGAUGGAAUUCUCAACAGUAUGAGUAUGGCUUGGUUAAGGAACGAUAUGUUCACAGCAGCACUUGCCUACCUACUUGAUCUCUCCCUCCUUUUCUCACCUCUCCCUUACCCCCAUCCCUAUUGUUACCCUCCCUCCCUUAAAACAAACAAAAGGUGGCAAAGCAGCAGUCAGACCAAGCCCACUGGAAGUAUCCUUCACUUUUACAGAUACCACUUUCUGUAGGCCAUGGGGCUAAGAUGCCCCAAAUUAUUCUUGAGCACUGAUAUAAAUUACUUAGACCUUCUUUGAGGUCAAAACUCAGCUAUUAUGGUGGGCAGUGCUUGAAUGAGAAAAGGGUUCUGGUUCAUCUUCAAAAUGAGUCCUAAUGAACAUUCUGAAUACAAGUAGAGGAACAUAAAAUGUAUUUCUGACCGAAACAAAUGACCCUUUCACAUGUGCUUUAUUAGACUCUGGGAGAAGAGAAAAACCAAGUACUUUAGAACAGAUUUUUAAUAUUUAACUCUUCAUGAUAAAAUUGUAUAGUUCUAAUGAACUGUUUCUCCCAAAAUUUUUAAAUUGUCAAGAUAGGGUUAUUCUGUUUGUUUAAAAAGAAAAAGAGCCAUUUUAAGCAAUAGAAUUCACUUUUUCUUUCUUUUUCAAACAUGCUAUGCAGGCAAGGCAGUAUAAAAGUCUAAUUUCUUUAAGAAGAGCCAGUGGAAGAAUUUAAAUUUGGUACCAUGAUCAAAACUACUGUAACUAGUGGAACUAAUGAUAUCUAAAGCUUACCAACAGAAGAACCCUCAGCAGAAUAGCAAAUACUUUGCUCCGGACGUUUGAGGUCAAAUUGAGGAUGGAAACAGCUUUCUUGUAAGCCCCUGGAGGCAGAUCAGAAAAAGCGUACAUAGAAGAGGGAAAGAAGAGAAUGGAAAUAAAACUCAAUAUUAUGCAGAUUUAUGCCUUAUUUUUUUAACAUUUUUUAAAUGUUGGGUCUUUCAGGCUGGUUUUGCUUUUUAUUAGAUCUGUAUAGUUUGGUUAAUUAACUAGUGAUUUAGUUUUAUAUUUAAGCUACAAUUAAUCUUUUCUUUGGUGAUAUUUAUUUCUCUGCCUUUUUAAAAAAACUAUUUCAGUUUUUAGAUGUUUCUGUUGAAUCUGUUUAGAGCUUCAUCACCAUGGCAAUAUGUUCUUCCCUUAAAACACUGCAAACAAACAUACUAGGAGUGCACCAUUUUAAUCUUUACUAGUUAUUGUGAGAUUGCUGUGUAAGUUAAUAAACACAUUUGUAAAUACAUUGUUUGCAGGAAGAACAUUUCUGAGUUACAGCUCAGGAAAAGCCUGCUGAAUUUAUGUUGUAAGCAUUACUUAACACAGUAUAAAGAUGAAAAGACAACAAAAAUAUCUUCAUACUUCCUUAUCCCCUCAUUGCAACAAAACCCUUAACUGGGAGAACCUUAUUCCCCUCUCUUUCUUCUUCCUCCUCCACUUCCCAGUUAUUGUCAUCUUGUAAUAUUCAGAGAGCACUUGGAUUAUGGACCUGAGUAGAGAAAUGCUUUCAGAUAAUCAUUAGCCCACAUACCAGUAACUUAUACUCAAAGAUGGGAUGGAGUUGUAAAGUGCUUUUAUAAUACAAUAUUGUUGUUAAAGGCAAGGGUUCACUCUUUUGUUUUAUUUUGACAUGGCAUGUCCUAAAAUAAAUAUCAAUUAAAUAUG
Molecule: messenger RNA, 2606 nt
Organism: Galeopterus variegatus (Sunda flying lemur)
Lineage: Eukaryota; Metazoa; Chordata; Mammalia; Dermoptera; Cynocephalidae
Gene: RAB6C
Product: RAB6C, member RAS oncogene family
Exons: 8
Coding region: 82-609 (175 amino acids)
Molecular function (GO): GTP binding; GTPase activity
Source: RefSeq, a predicted model, not a curated record